Messenger RNA from Oncorhynchus nerka (sockeye salmon), 5132 nucleotides. RefSeq names its product hexokinase-2-like. Gene Ontology annotation, biological process: carbohydrate phosphorylation; glucose metabolic process; glucose 6-phosphate metabolic process. The transcript has 12 exons. Lineage: Eukaryota; Metazoa; Chordata; Actinopteri; Salmoniformes; Salmonidae. The coding region runs from base 157 to 1737 and encodes 526 amino acids. Gene Ontology annotation, molecular function: ATP binding; D-glucose binding; fructokinase activity. Gene Ontology annotation, cellular component: mitochondrion; cytosol. The record is from RefSeq and is a predicted model, not a curated record.
CAUCAUUUUAUGGAUUGUAUUCAUUAUGCUCUCUAGCCUUUAUGUCAUUUUUUUGUGUUAAUACUGUAUGUGUAAUACAUGCACUAAGAUUAAUUUAUGAAUAAGUUUGGCUACAUGAGGAAGUUAAUGGAAAUCAUUACCAAAAUAUCCUUUUGAAUGAAAUACAAUGAAGUUGAUGCAAGUCUGAACAUUGCUGUCAAGACAGGAAUUUGUCGAUUUAAUCCACCAGAGAUGAGUUCCACAGAUACCAAUGCCGAGAGCGACGACCCUGUCCCCAAGGGGGCCAGACUGAGCCGGGCCGUCGCAAACCUGGACACCAUCCCCCCAGACACCCUCAGUGAGGUAGAAGAGUGUCUGCAGCCUUUCCGUCUCUCUUUGGAGAAGCUGCAGGACGUGUCAUCUCGCCUGAGGAAGGACCUGAUCAGAGGGCUGGGCAAACACACACACUGCCGGGCACCCGUCAAGAUGCUGCCCACCUUUGUGAGGGCAACACCUGAUGGGAGAGAGAAGGGGGACUUCCUGGCUCUAGACCUGGGCGGGACUAACUUCCGGGUGCUGCAUGUCCGUGUGGUGGAGGAGAUGCAGAAGCUCCUGAAGAUGGACAGUAAGAUCUGUGCCAUCCCCCAUGAGAUCAUGCUGGGGACAGGAGAACAGUUGUUUGACCACAUCGCUGCAUGCCUGGCUGAGUUCCUGGAGUCUCUGGAGCUGAAGGAUCAGACUCUGCCUCUAGGCUUCACCUUCUCCUUCCCCUGCGAGCAGAAAGAUAUCGACAAGAGCCUCCUGAUCCACUGGACCAAAGGCUUUAACUGUUCCGGAGUGGUAGGAGAGGACGUUGUGAGGUUACUGAGAGAAGCCAUCCACAGGAGAGGGGAUUAUGACAUUGGUUCCGUUGCCAUGGUGAAUGACACGGUGGGGACCAUGAUGAGCUGUGGAUACAGGGACCAGAGCUGUGAAAUUGGCAUGAUCAUUGGAACGGGGACGAAUGCAUGUUACAUGGAGGAGAUCAAAAACGUGAAGAGAGUAGAGGGGGAAGACGGCCGCAUGUGCAUCAACACAGAGUGGGGGGGAUUUGGAGACGACGGAUCCCUAAAGGACAUCCAGACUGAGUUUGACCUGGUGGUGGAUCAAGACUCACUCAACCCAGGCGUGCAUGUCUUUGAGAAGAUGAUCAGUGGGAUGUACCUGGGAGAGAUAGCCAGGCUGGUGUUGGUGAAGCUGGCUCGGGACAAGCUACUGUUUGGAGGAGAUCUAUCAGUGGCCUUGCUCACACAGGACAGCUUUGAGACCAGAUUUAUCUCCGAGAUAGAGGAGGAGAACACAGGACUGCAGAAGGCCCAGGAGAUUCUGUCAAAGCUAGACCUGCCUGCCGGGCCUGUGGACUGUCAGAUUGUGCGUCUGGUGUGUGACUCUCUCUCCACACGCUCGGCCCAGUUGUGUGCCACUGCCUUGGCAACCAUUGCCAACCGUAUCCGUGUCAACCGUGGACUGGACCAUCUAAGCACCACAGUGGGGGUGGACGGCACAGUAUACAAGAAACACCCCAACUUCAGUGAGAAGCUCCAGGAGACCGUACGCAUCCUGGCCCCCAAGUGUGAUAUCACUUUCCUCGUCUCCGACGACGGCAGCGGGAAGGGAGCUGCCAUGGUAACGGCAGUGGCACAGAGGCUGGCCAUGCAGUCCCGGAUACUAGAGGACAUCGAUGGAGAGGAGGAAGAGGAGGAGGAUGAAGAAAAUUAAGCCAUGUAUUCGACCAGACAACUUGAAAUGCAGUACCAUGAAAAUGCUUUUGUCAUAGACAAAGAUUGUAAGGUAGGGGAGACCAGGGAACAAAGUAGGAAAUAGUCUACUUUUAGUCUUUAGCUUAUUUGUGAAAAUAUUAUUUGAGUUAGAUUUAUCAUAUUUUUAUGCAAACAUAGUGCAGUCAGAAAGUAUUCAAACGCCUUAACUUUUUCCAGAUUUUGUUGUGUUACAGCCUCAUUCUAAAAUUGAUUAAAUACCCCAUAAGGACAAAGUCAAAACAGGUUUUAAAAAUGUUUGCAAAUUUAUUCAAACAAAAAAACAGAAAUAUCACAUUUACAUAAGUACUCAGACCCUUAACUCAGUACUUUGUUGAAGCAACCUUGGCAGCAAUUACAGCCAGGAGUCUUCUUGGGUCUGAAGCUACAAGCUUAGCACAGCUCUAUUUGGAGAGUUUCUCCCAUUCUUCGCUGCAGAUCAUCUCAAGCUCUGUCAGGUUGGAUGGGGAGCGUCACUGCAUAGCUAUUUUCAGGUCUCUUUAGAGAUGUUCGAUCGGGCUCAAGUCCAGGUUCUGGCUGGGCCACUCAAGGACAUUCAGAGACGUGUGUUGUCUUGGCUGUGUGCUUAGGGUUGCUGUCCUGUUGGAAGGUGAACCUUCGCCCCAGUCUGAGUUCUUGAGCGCUCUGGAACAGGUUUUCAUCAAGGAUCACUCUGUACUUUGCUCCAUUUAUGUUUCUCUCGAUCCUGACUAGUCUCCCAGUCCCUGCCACAGCAUGAUUGAUGCUGCCACCCUCAUGCUUCACCGUAAGGAUGGUAUUGACCAGGUGAUGAGCGGUGCCUUGUUUCCUCCAGACGUGAUGCUUGGAUUUCAGGCCGAAGAGUUCAAUCUUGGUUUCAUCAGACCAGGGAAUCUUGUUUCUCAUGGUCUAAGAGUCCUUUUGGCAAUCUCCAAGCAGGCUGUCAUGUGCCUUUUACUGUGGAGUCGCUUCCUUCUGGCCACUCAACCAUAAAGGCCUGAUUGGUGGAGUGCUAAAGAGAUGGUUGUCCUUCUGGAAGGUUCUCCCUUCUCCAUAGAGGAACUCUGUAGCUCUGUCAGAGUGACCAUCGGGUUUUCGGUCACGUCUCUGACCAAGGCCAUUCUCCCCUGAAUGCUCAGUUUGGCCGGGCGGCCAGCUCAAGCAAGAGUCUCGAUGGUUCCACAUUUUAUUCAUUUAAGAAUGACGGAGGCCACUGUGUUCUUGGGGACCUUCAAUGUUGCAGAAAUGGUUUGGUACCCUUCGCCAGAUCGGUGCCUCAACACAAUCCUGUCUCAGAGCUCUUCGGACAAUUCCUUUGACCUCAUGGCUUGGUUUUUGCUCUGACAUGUACUGUCAUCUGUGGGACCUUAUAUAGACAGGUGUGUGACUUUCCAAAUCAUGUCCAAUCAAUUGAAUUUACCACAGGUGGAAUCCAAUCAAGUUGAUGAUCAAUGGAAACAGGAUGCACCUGAGCUCAAUGUCGAGUCUCAUAGCAAAGGGUUGAAUAUUUACACUACCUUUCGAAAGUUUGGGGUGACUUAGAAAUGUUGUUGUUUUAGAAAGAAAAUCACGUUUUUUUAUCAGAAAUACAGUGUAGACAUGGUUAAUGUUGUAAAUGACUAUUGUAGCUGGAAACUGCAGAUUUGUUAUGGAAUAUCUACAUAGGCGUACAGAGGCCCAUUAUAAGCAACCAUCACUCCUGUGUUCCAAUGGCACGUUGUGUUAGCUAAUCCAAGUUUAUCAUUUUAAAAGGCUAAUUGAUCAUUAGAAAACCCUUUUGCAAUUAUGUUAACACAGCUGAAAACUGUUGUUCUGAUUAAAGAAGCAAUAAAACUGGCCUUCUUUACAUUAGUUGAGUAUCUGGAGCAUCAGCAUUUGUGGGUUCAAUUACAGGCUCAAAAUGGCCAGAAACAAAGGACUUUCUCAUGAAACUCGUCAGUCUAUUCUUGUUCUGAGAAAUGAAGGCUAUUCCAUGCGAGGAAUUGCCUACAAACUGAAGAUCUGGUACAAUGCUGUGUACUACUCCCUUCACAGAACAGCGCUAACUGGCUCUAAAGAGAAUAGAAAGAGGAGUGGGAGGCCCCAGUGCACAACUGAGCAAGAGGACAAGUAUAUUAGAGUGUCUAGUUUGAGAAACAGAUGUCUCACAAGUCCUCAACUGGCAGCUUCAUUAAAUAGUACCUGCAAAACACCAGUAUCAACAUCAAUAGUGAACAGGCAACUCCAGGAUGCUGGCCUUCUAGGCAGAGUUCCUCUGUUCAGUGUCUGUGUUCUUUUGCCCAUCUUAAUCUUAUCUUUUUAUUGGACAGACUGAGAUACGGCUUUUUCUUUGCAACUCUGCCUAGAAGGCCAGCAUCCCGGAGUUGCCUUGUCACUGUUGACGUUGAGACUGGUGUUUUGCUGUCAUCAAGGCAGAGGGUGGCUACUUGAAGAAUUUCAAAUAUAAAAUAUUUUGACUUGUUUAACACUUUUUUGGUUACUACAUGAGUCCAUAUGUGUUAUUUCAUGGUUUGUAUGUCUUCACUAUGAUUCUACAAUGUAGAAAAUAGUAAAAAAUUAUGAAAAACCCUUGAAUAAGUAGGUGUCCAAACUUUUCACUGGUACUUAUGUUGAGAUACAUGGGGAAUGUUCCAUAGGUCAAUAAUCAAUAAAGAGAAUAUUUCGAAUUCUGCCUGAAAAAAAACAUUGGCCAAUAAAACAAAAAAUUAUUAAUGGAUUUAAGCAAAACUUCCUAUGCAAGUAGAUAUACUAACCAAACAUUAGCAUAUUGAAUAAUAGUGGUUUCUAAUUUGAGUUAUUUAGUUGUUACUUUGUGUCCUCAUGCCAGAGUGUUAGUUCAGCCUUUUGUGAACUAACACUCACAAUUAAUUUUUUUACCCCUUACUAGUUCUGACUUUGCUGAUAGCUACUUUAUUGAGUAAAAAUGUACUUACUAUGACUGUGAUAUGUGGUUGUCCCACUUAGCUAACUGUAAGUCACUCUGAAUAAGAGCCUCUGCUAAAUGACUAAAAUGUUCAAUGCACAUGCCCUGUGUUACUUUGUGCCCCGGUCUCCUCUACAUGCUAAACACCUCACUCACUUUCCUGUAACCUACUGUAUGGAAACUCAAAUAAUGAAAUCAUGAAUUAAUUCAACCUACUGUAUGCAUGCAUGACUGUAAGUCGCUUUGGAUAAAAGCAUCUGCUAAAUGGCAUAUAUUAUUAUAUUAUUCUUACAAUGUUCAACUUCUCUCUUUUUUACAGUAUCGUUUUUAAAUACAGUUAUAUUGACAACUGCAAUGCAAUAUUUUCUGUAUUACAUGGUCAACUUUCAAGGGGGAAAUGAUCUUAUUUCUGAACCUGCUGUAUGUGAAAUUAAAAUAAUGUUUAAAAAAAUGUA